AUAGGUAUUGUAGCAGCCGAUAAAUUGCUGCGUAAAUUAGUUGGCGCUUUGAUAAAUGAAACGGAAACUAUUUCGUAAUUUUUACUGUAUAUAGAGCUUUUAGACUAUUAUCAGUAAUAGUUUAAAGAACUUAUGGAAGUUGUGGCAAGCACUAUUCGCUUUUCAACCCAGACUGCAACAGAGAUCGAAGUUUAUUCCGAUUCCAAAUAUCUGAGCCAAAUUGUAGAUACUCCUGUGACAAUUGUUUAUUAUACCAUGAGAGUGUGAAUGAAUAUCGUUCACUAUACUAACUUUCGAAGAUUUGAUAUAUAGAAAACCUUCGACGCCAAAGUUGGAUAGCUUCAAAUAGAGGAAGAACUUGAGUUUUCUGACUGGUAUAUUGUGACGAAAUAUUUACUAAAUAACGAUUGUAAGCUGUGCAAUAUACAAACUAGAGUUACAGAAGCAAACUAUAUUCAAACUUUCAGCAAUUCCUUGUUUCCAUUGAAAAGAUAAACAAGUUCAACCCGUGAAAUUUUCAAAAUUCAGAAACUACUUACCAUAUUUACAUAGUGUUCUUGAAACUUCUAUUUGUUGCCAAACAUAGCAACAAAUCCUCUUUCAACAACCAGAAGCACUGGUUGAGUGGCUAUCGACUAUUCAAGUUUGUUAUUCUGACAAUAUUAUUAGACUUUUGAAUCUCUUUCCAAGAAAACAACACGAUCUAUAGAAAUGAAAGCCUCUUUACCGCAAAAGUCCAAAAGGAAAAACAAGGCUCGUAAACAAAGUGAAAGAACUUUUGAACUAAAGUUGAAGAAUACGUGGUCUAUACGUGGACUUGAGAGAAACAAAUAUACGACACCUUUAUGGAAGGUUUCAUCAGUUGCACUGGCUAAAGCCAAAGCACAAAACAACAAAUGUUUUCUCGAGGGAGAUUGGCGGGAAAGCUUUGAAAUGGAAACUUCACCGCCACAAGACGAACGAGACGACUCUGAAGAACUGCGAAGAGGCUUUAUGUCCUACUCUUCUUCCUCCGAAAACAACAGUGAAUUACAGGAAGACAUAGAUGAACUCAUUCGAACCAGUCGACAAGUUUUAAGAGAAAAUGGACAAACCGCAAGCAACGACUUUAAGGUGCCUUAUAAAUAUACAAAGGACCAGGCAAUUGCAAAAUUGCAAGAGAUUGCGAAGAAUUUUGUCAUAGAACACUUGCCGAAUAGGAGAAACUUUGACUGCCCGAAACAGGAACCGUCCGAUUUUUUAUUGCAAGGUAGACAUUCUUUAUUGAUACAAGAGAGGGAAUCAGAUUCUUCUGAAGAUGAACUUAUUGUUACGAAUCAGCCAAAGCGAACUUUACCCAGUUUUUCUCAUUUGUUCAUGCGAAAAGAGCUUCGAAUGAAAGCAAAGAAAAUGGCACAUGAAAGACAACUCAAAUGUAACAGCAAACAGAUAGAAGAGCAGAUUGAAGUAAAGCAGGAAGGAAAUUCUAGUGAAAGUGAAGGGCUCGAUAUUCAGAGUCAAGAGGAUUGCGUUGAUCAUUUUGAUGAAAAUCUGGAAACUACGAGAGAAACUCUGGAAACGGAACCUUAUUACGACACUACAGACAGAAGACUCAAGGAAUCUGUUGACUCCAAUCAACCAGAGACCACAACU
This is a messenger RNA of Galdieria sulphuraria, 1632 nucleotides long. RefSeq lists its product as uncharacterized. The annotation marks the transcript as partial. The record is from RefSeq and is a predicted model, not a curated record. The transcript has 7 exons. Lineage: Eukaryota; Rhodophyta; Bangiophyceae; Galdieriales; Galdieriaceae.